Molecule: messenger RNA, 1197 nt
Organism: Entrophospora candida
Lineage: Eukaryota; Fungi; Glomeromycota; Glomeromycetes; Entrophosporales; Entrophosporaceae
Source: the annotation of a GenBank genome assembly
AAUGUCUUUUGAUGAAAUGAAUGAAUUAAAGAAACAAUUAGCAGAUCUUUUAAAGAAAGGUUUUAUUCGUCCUAGUAUCUCACCUUUUGGAUCACCUGAACAUCAUGAUGUUGAGAUUGCUGGUCACCUUGGAAUUGAUAAAACAUGUGAAUCACUUAUGAGAAAUUUUUAUUGGCCAAGAAUGAGUAAAGAUAGUAGUAAUCAAAUGCCUGCAGGACUGUUACAACCUUUAUCUAUACCAAAUCUGAGAUGGGAACAAGUCACUAUGGAUUUUAUUGUCCAACUCCCAUUAACAUGCCAAGGAAAAGAUGCAAUUGUAGUUGCAAAAAUUUUCUUUUCAGUAAUUUUUAAAAAUCAUGGAUUGCCCAAAGCAAUCAUUUCAGAUCGAGAUGCAAAAUUUACCAGCAAUUUCUGGAAAACACUUUUUCAACAAUUAGGUACUAAGUUGUCAAUGUCUACAGCUUUUCAUCCUCAGUCAGAUGGUCAAACAGAGAGAAUGAAUCAUACAUUAGAAGAAAUGUUAAGAAUUUAUGCAACAUACAAUCAAGACCAAUGGGAUGAAUAUUUACCUGCAGCAGAAUUUGCAUACAAUAAUUCAAAGAAUGUCUCCACAGGUUUCACACCUUUUGAACUUGAUUGUGGAUAUCAUCCAAACACCCCAGUGACAAUUUUAUCGAAUAAUUCAACAAGAGUUGCUACUGUGAAUGAAUUCUUAGAUCGUUGGAAUAAUAUGAUGAAAAUAGCAAGAGAUACAUUAAUAUUAGCACAAGAAAAACAAAUUAAAUAUGCAAAUCAACAUCGACACCAUUAUAUUGGUCCAUAUAAGAUAAUAGCAGAAAUAUCAAAAACAGCAUAUAAAUUAGAAUUACCAGCAAAUUUAAAAAUUCAUCCAGUGUUUCAUGUCUCACUCCUUAAGCCAUAUAAAGAAUCUGAUGAAUUUGAAAGGGAAAUUCCACCACCACCUAUUUAUAUAGCAGAAAAUGAUCAGGAGGAAUAUGAAGUUGAAAUGAUCUUGGACAAAAGAAUUAUUUGUAAAAAGCCACAGUACCUUGUGAAAUGGUUAGGUUACCCACUAUAUGAUGCUACAUGGGAACCUAUGGAACACCUAAAGAAUUGUCAAGAAAAAGUCAGUGAAUAUGAGUCAACAAGGACAUUGAACUUAAAGGGGGAAAAUGUAACAAUCUUUAAUCUUGAUCG